GAAACAGCUUUUCCCCCUCCCUCCUUCCCCCAAAAUCCCCACCCUUGUCCUCUCGCUUUUGGGGUUUUUGCUUCGAGUGAAAAUUCUCUCUCUUCGUCUCUUCUGUAAAAUUAGCGUCAAUCGCUGUCGAAAAUCCUUCUGAUCUUUCCCCUAACUUAAAAUUCUCUCUCAUCUUCGAGUUUUGAUCCUCAAUUUCAUUUUCUACACUUCACUUUUGCUUUUGCUCCCAUAUUCUUCAGUUGAUUCUGGCAUUAAAUUUGGGGGUAAUUGAUGGAGGAUUAUGCGGAUAGCGACAAUGAAUUUUACUAUAAUGAGGAAGAAGAAGAUGAUGAUGAUAACUCAUUGAAUUCAAUUCAAGACGUAAAUAAUCAUGUCUUCUUCAGCCAUCCGAGUGGUUCCUCCAUCAAGGUGAUCACAAAGGAGUCACUUCGAGUGGCACAGAAAGAAGACUUGCACAGAAUAAUGGAUUUGCUAUCGUUGAAGGAACAUCAUGCAAGAACCCUUCUUAUACAUUAUCGUUGGGAUGUUGAAAAGAUAUUGGCAGUGCUAGUGGAAAGAGGAAAAGACCACUUGUAUGUGGAUGCUGGUGUCAGAGUCACAGAUAAUGCUAAUCCCUGUUCGUCGUCUUCUUUUCUUGUGUGUGACAUUUGUAUAGAAGAACGACCUGCCAAUAAAUUUACAACCAUGGACUGCGGCCACUACUUUUGUAAUGAUUGUUGGACAGAGCAUUUUAUUGUCAGAAUCAAUGAAGGUCAGAGUCGACGUGUUAGAUGCAUGGCACAUAAAUGCAAUGCGAUAUGUGAUGAUGGAAAAAUAAGAAAUUUGGUUAGCAUGAGGGAUUCUGCUGCGGCUGAAAAAUUUGACCGCUUCCUUCUGGAGUCCUACAUAGAGGAUAACAAAAGGGUGAAGUGGUGCCCAAGUGUUCCCCAUUGUGGAAAUGCUAUACGUGUUGAGGAGAAUGAUUUUUUUGAGGUUGAAUGUACAUGCGGUCAUCAAUUCUGCUUUAGCUGUUCAUGUGAAGCUCACUCUCCUUGUUCUUGUCUAAUGUGGAAGCUUUGGGCGAAGAAAUGCCAGGAUGAAUCAGAGACUGUUAAUUGGAUCACCAGCCACACUAAGCCUUGUCCUAAAUGUCACAAACCUGUGGAGAAGAAUGGAGGAUGCAAUCUUGUUGUUUGUGUUUGCAGCCAAGCAUUCUGUUGGCUUUGUGGUGGAGCGACAGGUCGAGAGCAUACAUGGUCUUCUAUUGCCGGUCACAGUUGUGGGAGAUUCAAAGAAGAUGAUCUUAAUAAAACUGAGCGUGCAAAGAAGGACUGGUGGCGUUAUAUUCACUAUCAUAACCGCUAUAAAGCUCACACAGAUUCAUAUAAGCUUGAAGCUAAGCUGAAGGAAACUAUACAGCAGAAGAUAACAAGUUUGGAAGACAGGGAAACAACAUCUAAGGAUUUCAGCUGGGUCACAAAUGGGCUCUGCAGAUUGUUUAGGUCCAGGCGUAUUUUGUCAUAUUCGUACCCGUUCGCUUAUUACAUGUUUGGUGUUGAGCUGUUUCCUGAUGAAUUGACAAUGGAGGAAAGGGAGAUAAAAAAGAAUUUGUUUGAAGACCAGCAACAGCAACUGGAGGCCAAUGUUGAGAAACUCUCGUUGUGUCUGGAGGAGCCAUUUCAUACUUUUGAAGAUGACAAGGUUAUGGAAACAAGAAUGCGGAUCAUAACAAUGACGAACAUAGUAGACAACUUAUGCAGGAAAAUGUACGAAUGCAUUGAGAAUGAUCUUUUAGAAUCCCUCCAGCACACAACCCACAAAAUAGCCCCGUAUAGGUCGAAGGGUGUGGAGAAAGCAUCACAGCUUUCUGAUGGGCAGAUCCAGAACUAUACUUGUGAUAAAUAUUCCGGCUCAAAUGGAGUGAGGGGGUCAAAUGAGCCAUCUACGAGCUUGAUUCUGAAUCAAAAUGAAAGUGGAUGCUCUUCCAGAAAACGUGCGAGAGCAGAGUCUUCUAGCUUGGGUCCCAGUCAAGUUGAGAGUGGAUACUCCUCCAGCAAACAUGCUAAUGCAGAUAUUGGGGACAGAUUUUUUGAUUUGAACUUGCCUGCUGAUAUGAUAAACAACAGCUGAAUUAUUCAUAUCUAACGUCAUUGGUUUUUGAUAUAACCCAUAGCCUGGAGUGUGCAACCGCUGAUUCUGAUGCCUUGGUAUAUACUCGCAAUAACAAAUUACGUUUUGGAGUUCAAUGUUAUUAACCCCUUUUUUGGUGCUAGAUGAAGUCUACUAUGUACAGGGCCUUUGAGCUAAGUAUCCAGGAAUUAUCAAAUUAUGUAAAGUUUAACAAGUACUUAAUGCAAAUAUGUCGUUAAUUUUUAGCCUUCCAAA
Molecule: messenger RNA, 2364 nt
Organism: Beta vulgaris subsp. vulgaris (sugar beet)
Lineage: Eukaryota; Viridiplantae; Streptophyta; Magnoliopsida; Caryophyllales; Amaranthaceae
Product: probable E3 ubiquitin-protein ligase ARI2
Exons: 7
Coding region: 271-2109 (612 amino acids)
Biological process (GO): positive regulation of proteasomal ubiquitin-dependent protein catabolic process; protein polyubiquitination; ubiquitin-dependent protein catabolic process
Cellular component (GO): ubiquitin ligase complex; cytoplasm
Molecular function (GO): ubiquitin protein ligase activity; zinc ion binding; ubiquitin conjugating enzyme binding
Source: RefSeq, a predicted model, not a curated record